GGGGCUUGCCCUCAGUCCGCGGGCGCUGCGGGCGGGGCGGGCACAAGAUGGCGGCAAUGCGGGCCGUGUGCGUGAUGCGGGGCGAGGGGGCUGUGGAGGGCGUCAUCCACUUCGAGCAGCAGGGUACCGGACCGGUGAAAGUGACUGGGAAAAUCACUGGAUUGGCCGAUGGAGAGCACGGCUUCCACGUCCAUGAGUUCGGGGACAACACCAAUGGGUGCACCAGUGCUGGCCCCCACUUCAACCCGCAGAAGAAGAACCACGGGGGUCCCAGCGACGCCGAGAGGCACGUGGGAGACCUGGGCAACGUGGUUGCCAAAGGAGGCGUGGCCGAGGUGUCCAUCCAGGAUUCCGUCAUUUCCCUCUCGGGACCUCACUGCAUCAUCGGCCGCACCAUGGUGGUGCACGAGAAGCGGGAUGACCUGGGCAAAGGGGGCAAUGACGAGAGCCUGCAAACUGGGAACGCAGGGCCCCGCCUGGCCUGCGGGGUGAUCGGGAUCGCCAAGAGCUAAGCGUGCUACCUGCUGUGCUCCUCCUUGCUGCUCCUGCCCUUCCUCCUGCAAGUUCAAGAUGUGUCAUUAAUCUCCUGCUCCUCUGCAUCCCGAGCGGCGCUCACACGUGGAGACUGACCGAGUUUUGUACGAUGUACGUUCAAUUAAAGUGUCCCUGAUGGAAUGCCUCUGUGGUCUCUGCUCGCGCUCCUGCUGCCGCUGUUCCGUGUCACAUCCCUGCUUGUGAGGGAAGAUGUGAGUAGUGCUCCUGUCCCGGCUCCUGGAGGAGCCCCCCACGCUCUGGCAAAGAGCAGCAGCCCCUGGGUGUGUCAGGGCUUCCUCCUGGGGCAGGGGCAGCAUCUGUAGGCUUCAAACCUGUGUAAUAAAUGUUCUGGGCAGAUA
This is a messenger RNA of Onychostruthus taczanowskii (white-rumped snowfinch), 893 nucleotides long. It is a transcript of the gene SOD1, whose product is annotated as superoxide dismutase 1. NCBI's taxonomy places the organism in Eukaryota, Metazoa, Chordata, Aves, Passeriformes, Passeridae. The record is from RefSeq and is a predicted model, not a curated record. Bases 48 to 512 code for a protein of 154 amino acids. Gene Ontology annotation, biological process: removal of superoxide radicals. Gene Ontology annotation, molecular function: copper ion binding; superoxide dismutase activity. The transcript is spliced from 5 exons. Gene Ontology annotation, cellular component: mitochondrion; nucleus; peroxisome.